This is a messenger RNA of Oncorhynchus gorbuscha (pink salmon), 4472 nucleotides long. Its product is annotated as homeobox protein Hox-B3a. The coding region runs from base 1699 to 2952 and encodes 417 amino acids. The transcript is spliced from 4 exons. Gene Ontology annotation, biological process: regulation of transcription by RNA polymerase II. The record is from RefSeq and is a predicted model, not a curated record. Lineage: Eukaryota; Metazoa; Chordata; Actinopteri; Salmoniformes; Salmonidae. Gene Ontology annotation, molecular function: DNA-binding transcription factor activity, RNA polymerase II-specific; RNA polymerase II cis-regulatory region sequence-specific DNA binding. Gene Ontology annotation, cellular component: nucleus.
UAAUUUCGUCUUCCCAUGGUGGGUUUUCGUUUGCCUUUCUUUGUAGCCUGUCUUUAAAAAAAAUCACUGAACAUCUCCGUGGUGAUUUAUAUCUUAUGGUCAUGAGUGAUCCUGGUACAUUAUGCCUUGUAAUCUCGUUUUAAAUCACAAACCCCUUCGUUUCACUCUCUUCUCUCGUUAAUUUAACGGUGCUCACUGGUGCUGAAAACAGCCUGAAAAUAUGGAUCCUCGUUCUGAAAAAAAUGCUAAAUAGGUUCUCGGCUCGUGGGCUUUUAAUGCUUUAAUGAGUCUAAUUUUUGCACAACAGUUUCUCGGUGUUUGCUGGCUCGCUGUGUAUUUUUUUAAAUUACAAAGGAGCGAGUCGGUGCCAUAGCUCAAACCCUGACAACCAAAUAGAUAAUCAAGAAGACAAAUGGCUUCUUUUGGAAGGCGCGGCUCUUGUAUUAAUUUUCAUUUUCUUCUCUUAGAGCAGGUAUCGAAAAUAUAGAGCAGGAGAAAAUAACAUUCCGUUUGGGUGUUAAACUUUUAAACAAAAGUGUGGCCUCAAAUUGGUCUGCUCACAUUCUGUGGAAGAGAGAAUAUUUUCUAUUACUUGCUGGUAGAUGUAAGCCCUUGUGCCAUAUAGCCUCCUCCAAUCACUUGAUGUGAUUAUAUUUCUCACCAUAUAUUUAUGAAAUGCCUUUUGAAAACCCCCAGCGUCCUACAGGCCUAAGCUAUGCCUCAAGACAUUGAAGCAAGUCCAGAUAAAGAUACACGCAUGGUACCAUUGAAAUACAUACAAUGUGAUAGGCCUACUAUCGAAUUCGUUCCUAGUAUUUUUGAAUCCGCUCUUUUUUAAGUUCUAAAAUGUGUUUUCGCGUGAAACUGAUGGUAGGCACUACAGCUCACACACAUAGAUGCACACCAUUGAUUUUCAUGUGGGGCCUUAGGCAAUGUCUCUAUACUUCUCAGAUGGCAUGUGAUAUUAUGUCCAAAUGUUGUUAUAUUCACAACAGUUCAAACGUCGUUUAUUUGAAUAGAUACAUUGGUCCCCACGCACAUGUGUCUUCACACAAAAAGCCCCCAAGCACUUGCAUAGUAAAAUAAAUGAAUUUGCGUGUGACAUCACAUACAAUAUGCACCUUAGAAUUCUAUUCUUAUCCUUUAUUUUUAUUUUUUAACUUCUGCUUUCGGAGGGUGAAUAGGGCCGAACAGAUUUCUAAGGGGCCCCAAAAGUUCACCACCAUUAUUUGCGGACAGAGCCAAGAAAAAUGUGAAAAUUAUACAGAAAAAUCAUUAAUCACCUCUUCUCUUUAAACACUUCUUUUCCUCUAUUGUCAUUCAGCAGCACAACUGCACGGACCUUCUGCUAGGAGGGGUGAGGAGUCUUGGAAGACACUUGAAGAUACCCCCCCCCCCUUCUCAACCCACCACCUUCUUUUUGACCAAGACUUGCCACAAGAAAACUUUUUUCUUGAAGAAAAUCCCCAUAGAAUCCCAACGCAUUGAGAAUCUUUGCAUUACCAAGGAUGGCAGCGACGAAGUUCCCUCAAGCCUUUAGGAAGCUGUAUUCUUGCAUAAAAUCCAGUGAUAAGAAGCAACAUAAUCUCGGUCAGCUUCCAAGAGGCCUUUGGAAAGAGACCGUCACGUGACAUCUGGUGCCAAUGUUCUUCCAGAAGGUCAUCAGGACCCUGGUAGCCGGUAACUCCACUUUUGGAAAUGCAGAAAACGACCUACUACGACAACUCGACGCUUUUCGGAGGUUACUCGUACCAAGGGGCCAACGGCUUUGGCUAUGAUGCUCCUCAACCGGCCUUCCAGUCCGCGGCUCACCUCGAAAGCGACUACCAGAGGUCCGCCUGCUCGCUGCAGUCCCUCGGUGGCAACAGCGCUCCUCCCCAGCAGCAUGCCAAGACGAAAGAGCUGAAUGGCAGCUGCAUGCGGCCCAGCCUGCCACCUGAACACCAACCACCACCCCAGGUGUCCCCUCCGGUCAACCCCGCCAACGCCACCAGCAGCAGUGCCACCGCCACUAGCAGCAGUGCCACCGCGCAGCAGCCGGGAGGCAGCGGUGGGGCCGCCAAAUCAGCGCCCAAGACGUACACUCUGUCCACCAACCCCACCCUCAACAAGCAGAUAUUCCCCUGGAUGAAAGAGUCGAGGCAGAAUACUAAGCAAAAAAACAGCUCUCCAAGCGCAAGUUCAGCUAACGAGAGCAGCGGAGGUGAAAAAAGCCCCCCGGGUUCUGCAGCCUCCAAGAGAGCGCGCACCGCGUACACGAGCGCGCAGCUGGUGGAGCUAGAAAAGGAGUUCCAUUUCAACCGUUACCUGUGUAGGCCUCGCCGCGUGGAAAUGGCCAACUUGCUCAACCUCAGCGAGCGCCAGAUCAAGAUUUGGUUCCAGAACCGGCGUAUGAAGUACAAAAAGGAUCAGAAAUGUAAAGGGCUGGGCUCAUCAUCAGGGGGGCCCUCUCCAACCGGAAGCCCACCCCUACCCAUGCAGUCCUCAGCUGGCUUCAUGAACUCCAUGCAUUCAAUGGCAGGCAACUACGACGCCCCCUCCCCGCCAUCUUUUAACAAGUCCCAUCAAAACGCAUAUGCCAUGUCCUCAGCCUACCAAAACCCCAUGAAAAACUGCCCCUCCCAACAGAAGUAUGCCAACACAGCACCAGAAUACGACCCACACGGGCUACAGGGUAACAGUGGCAAUUAUGGGACUCCCAACAUGCAGGGCAGCCCCGUGUAUGUGGGAGGAAACUACGUGGAGACGAUGCCCACCUCUGGGCCGUCCAUGUACGGCCUCAAUCAUCUACCACACCACCAGGCUGGGAACAUGGACUACAACGGUGCCACGCAGAUGUCAGCAAGCCAACACCACGGACCGUGCGACCCCCACCCGACAUACACGGAGUUGGCAGCGCACCAUCCUUCUCAGGGUAGAAUCCAGGAAGCUCCCAAGUUAACUCAUCUGUAGUAGCAGGUUUGGGAGAAAAAACUAAAUGACAACUACAAAUAACUAACCCAUGGGACGCUGCAAUGGGGUUGAACAAAAAAUAUGAUCCAGUGGUUUCUUGCCAUGGCCAAAAAAGUAUUGUCUGUUGUCUUUAUCAUUGUGCGUAUUAGUAACAUUCACUUGAAUUUGCGUUUUGAUUAACAGUUUAUUUCCUUGAAUAUGGAGCCCUCCCUUGAAUACAAGUAAUUAAACAGUAAUAGUUGGGUUUAAUGGACAGCUAACAAGGUGGGAAAUGUAUUACUGUCAGACCUUUUUGACUCGAUGGAACACAUGUUAUGUCAACGAGGAAUAAUGCUUAGCCUGAUUCCCUGCAGUCAGCACAAAUGGCUAAGCUUGACUGACAUCAAUAUGCAUUCUUCAAUUGGUGCAAGCAAACCACUGGAUUGUUUUAGAUUACUUCCCUUAUUCAUAUUACCUCUCUUUGGAAAUGUCUCACUAACCCACUUUCCAGUGACGUUUUUUUUUUUUUUUACAUGUCCUCGCCAAACAUUGUGGCUUCAAGGGAAGUGGCCCUUCAGCAUCCCACAGAUGCAUAGUAGACCUACACCUCCACUGGGUUUAUGGUGUUUGGGUUCACAUUGCUAUGCUAUGCUAGCUAACAUCCAUAAACAAACAAACACACACACUAGGACAUAAAAUAGAUAUUUGUUAUGUUGUUAUAUCAUCGUCACAGGGUAAAAAGGAGUUGAGAACUCUUUUGAAAACUAUGAUAGGCUCAUUGCCCCCUCCUCCCCCUCUCUCCCUUCCUUCCUACUCUCGCUCUCUUUUCUAUCACUCCCUACUCUCGCUCUCCCUACUCUCUCUCACUUUCUCUCUUUCAAUCGAUAGGGUUCACUUACAUUAGCCAAGACUAAUGCGAAAGGCUCACAUUUUCUCAUGUCUUGACUUAACGUGGAAACAGGGUAUAUUUGAACAAAAUGCAUGUCCGGGAACCAAGCUGAAGUGUAGGUUUACACUAAAGCUUUCUCGUCUGGGCAUCAUUGUUGCACUUAGAGUUUACAUUUUGAUGGUUAAGGAAAAAUACAUCUUAUUUCGGAAACGGAAGACCUCCAAUCAGCGUCUUUCUCAAUGUAUGUUCAAGUGAACAUUCAUAAAUAUAUAUUUAUUUGUUAUAGCCAGAUUAAAUACUUUCUUUUUGUAUUAUUUAUCCCCCAUGUAUUUAUAUCAAGAAAAAAAAUGUAAUUUUUUAGUAUUUACCUGUUAUAAAGACGUUGUGUUCUUGUCAUUGUAAGGAAUUAAUUUUUAGUUAUUGUAUUUUAGAAAUAAAUAGUUUAAUGUUACCCUUGUACAUAAAUAAUGUCUUGACUUGUACAGGGGACGCGAGGACGGAAUCAGACCGUUUCUGCAUAGUCGAGAAUUAGACGAAAUAUAGCUAAACACUUUUGGAGAACUUCCUUUGUCCUUUGUAGCUCCUUUUAUUUCAUUGUUAAGAGUUGUCUGUUGAACAAUUCUUUAAUAAAAUGUUAUGUUAUUCAGUUCUA